AUGGACAUCUUCAUGGUCGACUCGAACUCCCAGGAUGCGGAGGAUCCACCUCUGGACCCCGAGCACAACAUCUGCGGAUCCGCGCACAACCCGCCGGGAGCAAACUGCGCGUCGCAAGGUGGACCGACUUCUGUCGCGACAUGCAAGGCAUGGUUUUGGGCCUUGUGGCGCAAGAACCAGGAGUGGCUGACAGAGCAGCUGAGCAAGUCCACAGCGGACUGGCUGGGAGGACUCACCUGCUUCGUGACCGGCGGCGGUGGAGGAAUCUCUUCUGAAGCCACCCCGAACAUCCACAACAAGAGGGACUGGUACGGUGAGGCCCAGUACGGCUUCUACGAUCUCUUGAUCUCCAAGACCUCCAUCCUCAUCACCUCCAUCAACUGGCAACUGG
This is a messenger RNA of Symbiodinium necroappetens, 391 nucleotides long. The record is from the annotation of a GenBank genome assembly. Lineage: Eukaryota; Dinophyceae; Suessiales; Symbiodiniaceae.